Dibothriocephalus latus is the source of this 669-nucleotide messenger RNA. The record is from the annotation of a GenBank genome assembly. NCBI's taxonomy places the organism in Eukaryota, Metazoa, Platyhelminthes, Cestoda, Diphyllobothriidea, Diphyllobothriidae.
AUGUCCUACGACGACCAAUACUACGGAUCAUCCAGCCGCCGCGGUGGUGCCAGUGGCAAAUACGAUGACUAUGAUGGACCACCUCGGGACCGUGCACGUCCGCAUAGACAAACCUCUGGUGACCUACCAAGAAGCUCACACCAAGGCUACAGGGUUGACGAAAGAGCCUACCGUCGCGACUCCUUAGAGGAACCCGUAAGACCUUCCUCUUAUCGUGGUGGCGCUAGCGGCAGCGGUGAUCGACGUGAUCCCUAUUACAGUCGGCGCGCUGAAGAUUAUGAUUCGGAACGGCCGGCUUCUCGCGACUACGUACCUCAACGUCGCGGGGGAGACUAUCGGCCGCGUCCUGCUGACUCACAACGUCCAAAGCCAUCUAAAGUGCUUGGGGUCUUUGGGCUUUCCACCUAUACGUCUGAACGCGACCUUUUCGAUAUAUUUUCUGAAUUCGGACACGUAAAGGAGAUCAAGAUGAUAUAUGACAACCUGACAGGAAAAUCGCGUGGCUUCGCCUUCGUUUACUACGACUCUACGGAGGACGCCACACAGGCAAAGGCUAGAGGCGAUCAGGGCAUGGAGAUUGAUGGCAGACUAGUUCGUGUGGACUACAGUAUUACCCAGGCCCCUCAUCCGCCCACACCAGGCGUUUACAUGGGAAAGUCCAAAAGGUGA